This is a messenger RNA of Ceutorhynchus assimilis (cabbage seed weevil), 384 nucleotides long. Lineage: Eukaryota; Metazoa; Arthropoda; Insecta; Coleoptera; Curculionidae. The record is from the annotation of a GenBank genome assembly.
CAUUCUUUAACCUUAAAAUCCGUGGACCGGGUCUUUUAAUAAUUUAAAAAAAAAAAAUGAACGUCUCGAAAAUAAUUUCAAUGAUUUUCGUGCAAAUGCUGAUUUUCAAUUUGUCCAAAACCGAAUCCGAAACGUCGCCGUGCGGCAUUUGUGGUGUGGAUGUGAUAUGCAAGGACCGGUAUCCGAUUUGUUCCAAGAACCAGGUGAUUACGUUGGAUCUUUGCGGAUGUUGUUUGGUGUGCAAAAAUAUUCUAGAUAAAGGAGAAGAAUGUUCGAAAGACAUAGACGCCUACGCUGUAUGCAAAUCCGGCCUGGAGUGCAUCAACAGUAGAUGCGCAAACCCCAAAACAGUGAACGGAUGAAAUAAAACUUCCAGUAUUUUUU